CAGUCUUUUGGUGGAAGCAGACGUGUGUGCCUCAGUUGGGGCCGUUGUUCCGUUGAAAAGUGUGUGUGUGAGUCGGCGUUCUUUACUAGUAUUCGUACUAUUUCUGCACGUGCUGCUAGUCCGGACUAGUUCGAGUGAUACAGUAAUAGACAACAGUAGGGGCAAUUAAUCAAUGCUCCGGUAGUGCCUUUUCAGUUUGUUUGCGAUCGCAGGUAGACGGAGACACUGAUCUAGACGGGAGCUACCCAUCCAUAUGAUAGAAUGGAUAGUAGUGCCAAGCCUCAGCGCAAAAACCCGCGCCAAAAUGCAAAUAUUAUAUCGCAAUUGAUAUUUGCCUGGGCCAUUCCCUUAUUAUAUCGAGGAUCCCGCAGAGGUCUUAACACUGAUGAUCUUACGCAAUGCCUCAAGGAUGAUCGAUCUGAACAGUUGGGCGAUCGUUUGGAAGAUAAGUGGUUCAAGGAACUGGAACGUUCCCAUCGCAAAAAAUCGAAGCCCAAACUCGUAAACGCUCUUUUCCGUUGCUUCCUAGGACCGACGAUUGUAAAUGGCCUCAUUUGCUUAAUCUACAUUGUGAUCAAGACCUUGAUUCCAGCUGUUCUCGCGCAGUUGUUGAUACAGUUCCAAAAGGCUCCUAUUCCAGAAGUGAGAAAUAUUGCGCUGAAUGAUUUGUCGAUAUCGGAUUCGAUAAACCGAACUGCACGCUCAAUUGGAAGCUAUGUGAUAGGUCCAGCUGUUGUCGAUUCUAGCGGUUCACCAAGAGAUGUAUACUCCCCUAAUUCAUUGGACAAAGGAGACCCCCUAAAACAGCCGAUUCAACCAGCAAACAACGAAGCAGAUUAUAAUGCCACAGUUGUGCGAAAUCUCCUGGAUCAGAGCACGGAGUAUAUAUGGAACGAUGCUUACAGUCUUGCCACUGUCCUAGUGACCUCCACCCUCUUCUGUUGCUUCCUUUUGCACCACGUUGAUCUUCGCCAGCGGUUGAUGGGUGCCCGAAUGCGAAUCGCCUGCUGUUCGCUGAUCUACAGGAAAACUCUGCGCCUUUCAAUGAAAACUGCUGGUCAGACGCCAGCUGGUUACCUUAUCAAUCUGCUUUCCAACGAUGUUAAUCGCCUGGAUUAUGGAUUCAUAUUUAUGCACUGGAUUUGGAUAAUGCCACUGCAGGCGGUGCUGACAUGCUACUUGAUUUGGCUGAACAUCGGCAUUCCUGCAUUGGUGGGAGUAAUUGGAUUGCUGCUAAAAACGAUACCCGUGCAAACGGCCUUGAGCAAGGUCACAUCGGUGCUGCGAAUGAGAAUCGCCGAGCGAACGGAUGCAAGGGUUGGCAUCAUGAACGAAUUGGUGCAGGGCAUUCAAGUUAUCAAGAUGUACGCCUGGGAGAAACCCUUUCAGGCGGUUGUGGCUGAAGCGAGACGUCGCGAAAUCCAGCAGAUUCGUUAUGCAUCUUACCUGAGAGGGUUCUACCUCAGUACCAUGGUGUUCACGGAGCGAUCCACCCUUUAUAUCACCCUAGCAGCAGCUGCUUUGAUGGGUCAGAACAUCACCGCCGACUUUGUGUUCUCCGCAGCCAGUUACUAUAACAUCCUGCAAUUGGUGGCUGCCAUUUGGUAUCCUCUUGCUGUUAGUUUUGGAGCGGAAGCCCUGGUCUCGUUGCAGCGCAUCCAGGAUUUCCUUUUGCUCGAGGGACGAGAGGAGAGGACACAAGGACUUACCCACAAGCGAGAUCAGGAUGGCGGUGACUCAAGAGCUGUGACCAUCAAGGAUAUUAAUGCCAGUUGGGAUAAUGAAAAGCCGCAGAGGACCCUGCAAGGCAUUAAUCUGCAGAUCGAGAAGGGUCAGUUGUGUGCAGUGAUUGGACCCGUGGGUGCUGGCAAAAGCUCCAUACUCCAGCUGCUCCUUGGCGAACUUCCAGUCAUUGAUGGAGGAGUUGUCAUCCAGGGAGAUCUUUCUUAUGCAGCUCAGGAACCCUGGCUCUUUACGGGAUCAGUGCGGAAUAACAUUUUGUUUGGCGAGGAGUACGAGAGGAAGCGCUACCAGGAGGUGACUCGUUGCUGUGCCCUCGCCACAGAUUUCCAACAGCUGCCAAAUGGAGAUAAAACCGUUGUCGGGGAGCGAGGAGCAUCGCUUUCCGGAGGUCAAAGAGCUCGCAUCAGCUUGGCUCGAGCUGUCUACAAACCCGCUUCGAUUUACCUGAUGGACGAUCCGCUGAGUGCCGUAGAUGCUCAUGUGGGUAGGCAUUUGUUCGAUGAGGUGAUUGGACCCAAAGGACGACUGGCCCAGCUUAAGGCCACGCGCAUAUUGGUGACCCAUCAGGUGCACUUCCUCGCCGAGGCGGAUAUCAUUGUGAUUGUGGACCAGGGAAAAAUUUUAAGGCAAGGAACCUAUCAGGAGCUCAUUAACAGUGAUCUCGAUUUCGCAAAGCUGCUCGAGCGGCCCAAAGAAGAGGAGGAGGCGGAGAACAGUCACCAUCAAUCAUCCUCACUUGGCAAUCAAUCACAGGAGAGCGACGAUGAGGAUAUUCCUUUCAUUGAUGGCGUAAAAGAUGGUUAUCAGCAGUUGAGGAAGCAAAGCACCUCGGUUCAUGGCAGCAAGUCGUUGGACAGCACCAAUAUGGAUGAUGAUGUGGAUGAAGAUGCGUUGGCCGAGGCACAAGCUUCUGGUGGAAUUUCACCUCGAGUUUGGUACGAGUACUUCCAUGCAGGCAGCACUCUGCUGAGCUUCAGUUUCAUGGUUUUCGUGAUGCUGAUGUCCCAGGUGGUGUGCAGCAGCUCAGAUUACUUCUCCAACAUUUGGUCGCAGCAGGAGCACAAGCGAUCCCAGGGAGAGGAGACCAAAUUCACCACCUUUGAGUGCAUGUACAUUUACGGAGCUCUGAUCAUUGCCGUUGUGAUCAUGACCGUUUUCCGCGGCUUUCUGUUCUUCAAGAUCUGCAUGCAUGCCUCCAAAGUCUUGCACGAUCGAAUGUUUGCUUGCAUCCUGCACGCCACCAUGCGAUUCUUUGACACCACUCCAUCGGGAAGGAUUCUGAAUCGAUUCUCCAAGGACAUGGGCGCUAUUGAUGAGUUGCUGCCGCGUGCCAUGAUGGACUUUAUACAAAUCGCCCUGGUGAUGUUCGGCAUUCUGAUUGUGAUUAGCAUCGUGAAUCCGGUUCUGAUGGCUGCCAUGUUGGUGGUGGCAGUUGUGGAUGUGCUGAUCCUCAAGUUGUACCUGCGACCAUCCCAGGAUCUGAAGCGAUUGGAGGGCAUUUGCCGUAGUCCGGUAUUCUCCCAUCUGAGUGCUUCCCUUUCUGGUCUGGCCAUCAUUCGAUCCCGCCAGUUGCAGGAUGUGGUGGCCAAGGAGUUUGAUCUGCUGCAGGAUGUGCACAGUAGCGUUUGGCAGUUAACGAUGGCUGCGAAUACGGCUUUGGGUUUGUGGUUGGACUGCGUCAGUUGUGUCUUCCUCACUGCAGUGACCUUUAGCUUUAUUGUUUCCAGUGAAACAACUUACAGUGGCAACGUGGGAUUGGCCAUCUCCCAGGCCAUGAUUUUGACUGGAAUGGUGCAGUAUGGAGUGCGCCAGGUGGCCGAAUCCUUGCAGCAAAUGACCAGCGUGGAGCGCGUCCUUCAGUACACCGAAUUGGAUCAGGAACCAGCGCUUACUGAAAAGACACCUCCGCAGCAGUGGCCCACCCGGGGUCUGGUGGAGUUCCGCAAUUUGAACUGUCGCUACGAUCCCAAUGGAUCACCGGUGCUUAAGAACCUCAAUCUAACCAUCGAGGCGGGCUGGAAGGUGGGCAUUGUUGGGCGAACAGGUGCCGGCAAAUCCUCGCUGAUAGGAGCUCUUUUCCGGCUUGCUUACAUCGAUGGAGAGAUUAUUAUCGAUGGCAUUGAAACGGGCUCCAUUUCGCUGGAAGUGCUGCGAACCCGCAUUUCGAUUAUACCCCAGGAUCCGGUUCUGUUUUCGGCCACCAUUCGCUAUAACUUGGAUCCGUUUGAGAGGUACACGGAUGCUGAGCUCUGGAGCGCUUUGGAGGAUGUAGAGCUAAGAGGUGCUAUUCCCGGCUUGGAUUACAUGGUCACGGAGAGGGGCAGCAACUUUAGUGUGGGUCAGCGGCAGUUGCUCUGCUUAGCGAGAGCUAUUCUCCGGAACAACAAGGUUCUGGUGCUGGACGAAGCUACCGCCAAUGUGGAUCCUCAAACCGAUGCCCUGAUUCAGCGCACCAUCCGCAUCAAAUUCAAGCAAUGCACUGUACUCACAGUGGCCCACCGAUUGCACACUGUCAUGGAUUCGGAUCGCAUAAUUGUGAUGGAUGCUGGCGUGGCAGUGGAAUACGAUGUACCCCAUUUACUACUUAAGAAAUCACAAGGCCAUUUAAGGCAAAUGGUCGAGGCAACGGGCGGAGAAGCCGAAGCCCUGAAAAAGACAGCCAGUGACAGUCACAAGAGGAUGCAGAGAGAACGGGAUGAACAAGACCGUGAGGAGCAGGAUUAAAGACAAUAGUGA
Drosophila ficusphila is the source of this 4479-nucleotide messenger RNA. RefSeq names its product ATP-binding cassette sub-family C member 4 (gene Cftr). The transcript is spliced from 8 exons. Bases 262 to 4467 code for a protein of 1401 amino acids. Gene Ontology annotation, molecular function: ATP binding; ABC-type transporter activity; ATP hydrolysis activity. The record is from RefSeq and is a predicted model, not a curated record. Gene Ontology annotation, biological process: transmembrane transport. NCBI's taxonomy places the organism in Eukaryota, Metazoa, Arthropoda, Insecta, Diptera, Drosophilidae. Gene Ontology annotation, cellular component: membrane.